Vigna radiata var. radiata (mung bean) is the source of this 835-nucleotide messenger RNA. RefSeq names its product nuclear transcription factor Y subunit B-3-like. Lineage: Eukaryota; Viridiplantae; Streptophyta; Magnoliopsida; Fabales; Fabaceae. Bases 5 to 679 code for a protein of 224 amino acids. Gene Ontology annotation, cellular component: CCAAT-binding factor complex; nucleus. Gene Ontology annotation, molecular function: RNA polymerase II cis-regulatory region sequence-specific DNA binding; DNA-binding transcription activator activity, RNA polymerase II-specific; protein heterodimerization activity. The transcript has a single exon. The record is from RefSeq and is a predicted model, not a curated record. Gene Ontology annotation, biological process: regulation of transcription by RNA polymerase II.
CUAUAUGUGUAUAUAUAGAGAGAGAGGGGAUGGCAUAAAAAAGGGUUACGUGUAUAUAAUAAGUUUGUGUGUGGUGACAUAUAUCAGUGUUGUUGACUAUAGUGUGUGUGAGAGUGAGGUCAUGGCCGAGUCCGAUAACGAUUCCGGAGGUCAAGCCGGAAACACGAGUGGAGGCAAUGAAUUCUCGGGGUGUAGAGAGCAAGACAGGUUCCUUCCGAUAGCAAACGUGAGCAGGAUCAUGAAGAAGGCGUUGCCGGGGAACGCGAAGAUCUCGAAAGAGGCGAAGGAAACCGUGCAAGAGUGUGUGUCGGAGUUCAUCAGCUUCAUAACAGGUGAAGCAUCUGAUAAGUGUCAGAAGGAGAAGAGAAAAACUAUCAACGGUGAUGACCUACUGUGGGCCAUGACUACACUGGGGUUUGAGGAGUAUGUGGAGCCUCUCAAGAUUUACCUGCACAAGUAUCGGGAGAUGGAGGGGGAGAAAACUGCUAUGAUGGGAAGGCCACAGGGUGGUGGUGGUGGUGGAGGUAGUGGUGGCGGUGAUCAGAGGGAUGAGGCUUAUAUCCAUGGCCAUGCUCAUGGAGGUAUGGUGCCAAACUCUAUGAUGGCGAUGAUGGGGCAUCAGGGACACGUGUAUGGAUCUGGGAGUGCGGGAUCAGCAUCUUCUGCAAGAACUAGAUAGUAGCAGGUUUAUGCAUGUGUCUGUUUAAGCUUAAUUGAUUUUAUAAGAUGAUUAUCAUUAUUUAAAUUCGUAUAUGUUUGGUUUUAGAAGCAGCUCCAUCUUGUAAUUGCUUGUUGAAAUUUCGUCGUUGAGAAUAUAGACAUUAUAUAUCAUGGA